Messenger RNA from Penicillium antarcticum, 1593 nucleotides. Its product is annotated as cytochrome P450. Gene Ontology annotation, molecular function: heme binding; monooxygenase activity; iron ion binding. The coding region runs from base 1 to 1593 and encodes 530 amino acids. The record is from RefSeq and is a predicted model, not a curated record. The transcript is spliced from 2 exons. Lineage: Eukaryota; Fungi; Ascomycota; Eurotiomycetes; Eurotiales; Aspergillaceae.
AUGUGGUUUCUCUUUGCCGCUGCGCCCUACGCAGCUGGGCUUGUUUUCUUCCUCUUUGUAUACUUCCUUGCAGUUCCUUAUAUUGAAUACCUUCAAGAUCCCAAGGGUCUAAGAAAAUACCCUAACCUCUCUCCCUUCUCCGGAUUCUCAGCAAUUCCAUUCAUGCUGCUCGCCGGUCGCGGAUUUCGAUCAAUGGAAUUGAUGGAGUUGCACAAAAAGAACCCAGUCAUCCGGACAGGGCCUAACCAACUAUCCUACGGUGACGUUCGCGCCAUCAAGGACAUCUAUGGCCACAACACCAAGUGUACAAAAGACCCCUCCUACGUCAUCACAGCUGGAACCCAUUACAACCUAGCAGAUGUCGUCGACAAGCCAGACCACGCUCGCAAGCGCAAGGUCCUGUCCUCUGCCUAUGCCCUGAAGAACCUCGAGACCUGGGAAUACAAAGUGACAGACAAGGUUCAGCGGAUGUUCAAGCACUUCGAUGAAGUCUGCACUGCACCUGCCUCAGAGGACGUCGCAUCAGGCAAAGUCGCACCAGCCAACAAAGACCUUACACUGAACUUCCGAGCCUGGGCCAACUUCUUCACCCUCGACGCCAUCGCCGACAUCGGUUUAUCAGAGAAACUUGGCUUCCUAGACCAAGGCUCAGACAUGUGCGUCGCAGAACGCAAGGACGGUUCCACAUACGAGACCAGCCUCCGCGACGCCCUCUACCCAACCGCCCGCAAGCAAUCUUACAUCUUGUGGGACUACGGCUGGUACCCAUUGCUCAACAAGCUAGUCAACAUAAUCCCAUUCUUCGGACGAAUGCAAACUUCAGCAGACAACUGGGAAAACAUCAUGUGGCGCCGCGGCAGCGAGAGACUACGCCGGUACGAAGCCGGCGAAAAGUUGGAAGACUUCUUCCAGGCGUUGAUGGAAGACAAGAAUGGAAGUCCCAACAACCUCGAAUGGGGCGAAGUCGUUGCCGAGUGCAACAUCAUGAUGAAUGCUGGUAGCGUUACCACUGCCAUCGCCAUCUCCAAUGUGUUGUACCAGCUCAUUCGCAACCCCGAGACACUAGCCAAACUCCGCGAGGAACUCGAUGCGAUCCUGGACGAAGAUGAGAUCGUCGUGGACUAUGAUAAGGUCAAGCACCUGCCCUACCUGCGCGCUUGUCUCGAUGAAUCCCUUCGCAUCUUCCCUCCUACCUCUCACGGUCUUCCUCGCGCGACACCGGCCGAGGGUACCAAUAUUCUUGGCGAGUGGGUUGCCGGUGAUACAUCCGUUAGCAUGUCUGCCUUGGUGGCACACCGCGACGAGGGCGUCUUUCCCAAUGCCGACCAGUACAUUCCCGAGCGGUGGUUGGGUGAAGAAGGUAAGGCAUUGCAGCCCUACCUGGUUGCAUUCUCUGCUGGUGCGCGUUCCUGCAUUGGUCGCAAUAUCUCCUACCUCGAGCAGACGAAGGCUAUUGCUUCCAUUGUACAUCGAUAUGACUUCGCGCUGGCCUACCCUGGUUGGGAGUUGCAGAGGGAGGAGACUAUGAAUUUGAUUCUGGGCGAUAUGCCUGUCAAAAUCUGGCGGAGGGAUAUGGAGGCUACUGAAGCAUAG